AUGCCACCCAAGAAGCAAAACUCGUCUGGCCUGGGCAAGGCUCUCAUCAAUCGAAAACAAAAGGAUGCUCAGCAAAGAAGAGAGACAGGCAAUUAUUCCACAGACAUCGACGGGACAAAGCUCCAGUCGAUUACCCAAGAAAGAGAUCUGGACGAAUUUCUGAAUACAGCACAACUUGCCGGGACAGACUUUACAGCAGAAAAGCAGAACAUUCGAGUAAUACAAGCGCCGACAGUGGGAGUAUCAUCCGCGCACAAUCCUUUUCUACUUUCAGCACAAGACGAGAAAAAGACACUCCAAAAGCACGCUGAGCACAAAGCUCGACUACGAGUUCCACGCAGGCCAGCGUGGACAAAGGAUAUGACUACUGCCCAACUGGAUCGUCAAGAAAAAGAUUCCUUUCUCGAGUGGCGACGAGGUCUGGCCGAAUUGGCAGAGAAAGAAGACCUUCUCUUGACCCCAUUCGAACGCAACAUUGAAGUCUGGAGACAACUAUGGAGAGUUAUUGAACGGUCGCACCUUGUGGUUCAAAUUGUCGAUGCACGGAGUCCUCUGCGAUUCCGCUGCGAGGAUCUAGAAUCAUAUGUUGCUGAUAUCGAAGGCCCAGAAGGAGAGAAAGGGACAGGAAAAGGCAAGCGACGAUCCUUACUCCUCGUCAACAAGUCCGACUUGUUGACUCGCGCUCAGCGAGUGGCGUGGGCCGACUACUUCGAAUCACAAGGCAUACAAUACGCCUUUUACUCUGCAUCAAAUGCUGCAGCAGUAGAGGGCUUCUUUCUGGAUCAAUGGCUACCAGUGGACCAGUCAACGAUGACGAAGAAGAUUCAGAGUCGGAAGAUGCCUCUGAAACCGACGCCCCCUCCGCGGAUCAGCAACAGGAGGAAGAUCCUCGAAUACAUAUCCUCACUGUACAGGAACUGGAACAACUAUUCAUUAGACUUUGCAGAUUCAGAAGGCAGACAGCCAACAAAGCUUACAAUCGGACUCGUAGGCUAUCCGAAUGUUGGCAAGUCUUCCACCAUCAACUCGCUACUGGGAGCCAAGAAAGUGUCCGUCUCAUCUACGCCCGGAAAGACGAAGCAUUUCCAGACGAUCAACUUGUCACCAGAACUUAUGCUCUGCGAUUGUCCUGGUCUCGUCUUUCCUCAGUUUGCGACGACCAAAGCAGAACUCAUUUGCGAUGGCGUACUGCCGAUUGAUCAGAUGAGGGAAUAUCGGGGACCGGUUGGACUCGUGACCAAGAGGAUACCAAGAGGUGUGCUAGAGGCAAAGUACGGUCUCACUAUUCGACACCGAGGUACAGAAGAAGGCGGGGAUGGAGCAGAUGAGGUACUCGCUGAAGACUUACUUGUCGCUUAUGCAAUCGCUCGUGGAUUCGCCAGAGCCGGUCAAGGAAAUCCAGACGAAUCGCGAGCGGCACGGUAUAUACUCAAGGAUUAUGUCAACGCCAAACUACUCUACUGCCACCCACCUCCUGAGAUGGAUGGGAAAGAGUUUAACAGGCAGACGAUGGAGAUCCAACUGCGGCGAUUACAGGGCAAGAAGCGAGCACCUGUAACCCGUGUCGGAAAGGACGCAGACACGGCACCAGACGUCUUCGGCACUAACGCCACCUCUACCACUAGUGAUCCUAAGCAGUUACAGCAACAAUCGUCAAAGUCUCGCGCACUGGACCGCGACUUUUUCGACUCGCAGGCAAUGGGCUCCCGACCAUUGGUCAAAGGCGGGAGUCGAGACGGGCAAUCGUUUUCACGAAUGAAAAUGUACCCACAUCAAAACAGAAUAGCAAACGAUGGUACACCAAUAAGUGGUCAAGCGGCACGCGUCGCAGCCGUGGUCGAGGCUUCUGGGGGGAGCAUUGGUGCAGAAGGGAAGAAACAUUUCAAAAUGAAACGAGGGAAACAACGCAGUGGAAAGGGAUACGAUGACUGA
Molecule: messenger RNA, 1932 nt
Organism: Serendipita indica DSM 11827
Lineage: Eukaryota; Fungi; Basidiomycota; Agaricomycetes; Sebacinales; Serendipitaceae
Source: the annotation of a GenBank genome assembly